Molecule: messenger RNA, 260 nt
Organism: Perkinsus marinus ATCC 50983
Lineage: Eukaryota; Perkinsozoa; Perkinsida; Perkinsidae
Exons: 1
Source: RefSeq, a predicted model, not a curated record
AUGUCUGACGAGGCUCGUCGUGUGCUAGAACAAGGAUACGCGCAGACGAAAGCUGCUACGGCCUCACCGGAUUAUGGUGCAUUGAAUUCGGUAAGAACGGCCAAUGCGACACUCGGCUACCUUAGUCCUGACCUCCUCCCCGAUGUGAGAGUCUUGAACAAUAUGAUUAAGUCGCCUGCAGCUUACGUUGAAUUCAAGAACUUGCAGUCCCAUGCGAGUCCCAUGCAGGGACGACAACGAAGCAACGCAUCCGGCCCACG